AUGGCGCCAGCACGUCGAAUCCAAGAUGGCAAGAUCAUUGCGGAAAGGCGGCCCGCCUCCCAUCAAUGCUACUCAUGCUUCCGGGUCAUGGUGUGCCACAACGGAGAGAUCAAGGUCAAGGAGGGCAACAAGCCCACCAUGACAUAUACGGAGGCAUGGUUUAGAGAUGAGAAGGAGGACUUCUACAUGGCUGCCAAGAACUGGUGUGAUGGCAAUGGGGCCUCUCUCAUUGGGGUCCUCUCCACCAUCCUCCAGCCCUAUUGCGGGUGGAGCAACAAGGAGAAGAGGCACAAGAUUUACAAGAGGCUGGCCUACUACGCCGGCUACAAAGAGAGGACCAAGCUGCCUCUUGACCUUGAGAGAGCCAUCAAGGAGGAGUUCCCCGAGGAGGAGGAAGCUAACUACACCGGCUUCCGUCCUCGGGCGUAA
Molecule: messenger RNA, 429 nt
Organism: Klebsormidium nitens
Lineage: Eukaryota; Viridiplantae; Streptophyta; Klebsormidiophyceae; Klebsormidiales; Klebsormidiaceae
Source: the annotation of a GenBank genome assembly